Messenger RNA from Aspergillus homomorphus CBS 101889, 3084 nucleotides. Its product is annotated as cora-domain-containing protein. The transcript is spliced from 4 exons. The coding region runs from base 139 to 2814 and encodes 891 amino acids. Gene Ontology annotation, molecular function: magnesium ion transmembrane transporter activity. The record is from RefSeq and is a predicted model, not a curated record. Gene Ontology annotation, biological process: magnesium ion transmembrane transport; intracellular magnesium ion homeostasis. NCBI's taxonomy places the organism in Eukaryota, Fungi, Ascomycota, Eurotiomycetes, Eurotiales, Aspergillaceae. Gene Ontology annotation, cellular component: plasma membrane.
GAUUGAUGAUUCAUCGGUCCAGCUAUUGGUCAUACAGUGUUACCCUUUCUGCAGCCCUAAAGAUCAGGACUCGUUCAGUUCGCUGCCACUUCCUUGGGCCCAUCCUCGUGCAUGCGGCCUUAGAGCCCCUCAACCAUUAUGCAGCCUACACCGUCAACUCCACGGCAGACCGCCCCCAGCCCUAGCAAGCGUUCUGCUCACAACGGCCGAGCUGCUGAUACCAAUUCGGGAACAACCCGUGCCUCUACCAACCUUGAAACUCCCCGGCCGGGCAUGAAGCCGGACGAAGGUACAGCAAGCAGAUCAGGAACGCCCAAGUCCGCGAAACGGCGCAAACCGCGACAUCGGAAACGCCGCAAUCGCCGACAGUCUUUUCUCGGUGAAGAAUCUCAUCCCGACGCGGCUGGAUCGUCGGCCGCUGAUCCUGAGGAUCUGAGCACGAUGGCAGCAAGGCAGACCAACACGCAGGCACCCUUGCCCUUCUACAAUCUGAGGCGGGACCUCAGCAGCACGAGCUUGGAGAGCGAGGCCUUGCUGGAUCAUCGUAAUCAACCGUCUAUGCGGCCUCGGAGAGACAGCCGCCUGGGGCAGUCCUUUCGACCAGGGUCGUCCGCGACCCCUUAUCGUCUCACGGAGGCCGGUUCUCGCGGUCUUAUUUCGAGGGGAAAGUCUUAUCGGGCAGAGGAUGACAGCGACGGAGAAGAUGUGAAUGACCGAACGCCACUGAUCCCGCCAUCUUCGGUCCAUAGCCCGACUUUGCCGCGAUAUGGGACUGAUUCAAAGUCCAGUCCGUUCUCUUUCCGUCAACGACGUCCUUCAGGCCAGUCUGGCUCGUCCAGAUGCUCGCCGCGGGCGAUCCCAAGCCCUGGCCUCGUGGAGCAGGAUCGUGAUUAUGAUAUCAACAAUCCACCGUCCAUGCCUACAUCGCCCAAACUCGGACCGGAGAUGAACUACGACGAUGCGGUGGUCACGGGAGCGGAAUUCGACUUCUUGCUGGCGAAAUCUAUCGACAAUCGCAUGGAAAACCUAGCUCGUUCACAUGAUGUGCUGAUUGACGUGGAUGCCGGUGGGGCCAAAGGACCCCAGCCGUCUAUAGGGUCUUCACCUCCCUCACCGCACAUGGCUCCUCAGGACGGCCUCCGGCGUCGGAAGACCAUGCCUGCGGAAGAAGAUGUCUGCUUCCCAACGGAAGCAGCAUCCGAGCUCGCGGAAGAGGACGAGCUGAGGGCGCCCCGGGAAGAUCACCGCCGACGUCGGCGCCAUCGGGAAUGGCCCGAAUUGUCCGUUCUGGAUGAAUGGAGUCGACAGGAGAAAGAGGAGCGAUCCGGUGCUCUUCGUGCCAAGACGAUCAGCGAGCCCAUGCUUGUGGAGGGCCGUCUUCGUCCCCAGUAUCGGCUCUGGCGCCGGGAAGAGGAAGAAGCGCCUUAUCGGUUCACGUACUUCAACGAGGAGUUCCAAAGUACCAUUCAUGCGCAAACGAUUUCCGAAUUGGUGCAGCCAGGCGGUAGCUUUCGCGAGUUGUUCAUUCCCGAUCCACCCGAGCUAGAUGUGUCGUCUGAUGAAGAAGAGGACGAUCAUGAAGACCACCACGGGGAAGAGACGCCGGUCAACAAUCACGGCAGCCACCAUGGCAGCCAUAGCGGCAACGGGCACGCUAAUGGGAGCAAUCACGGCGGUGAGACCAAUAAUCAUGGCAACAACACCCCCAAACAACAUCCACGGAUGUCGGUCAUCAGUGAAGCUGUUUCGGAGGCCCGUACGUCAACCGACGUCUCCCCUGCACGAAAACAGGGUCAACCGAAGCCUAAGCGCUACGGACCCCGGCCAACCUUCUGGCUCGAUGUGCUCUCCCCGACUGAUGCGGAGAUGCGGGUGCUCGCAAAGACAUUUGGCAUCCACGCCCUGACGACCGAGGACAUCAUGAUGCAGGAGGCGCGCGAAAAGGUGGAGCUGUUCCGGAACUACUACUUUGUCAACUACCGAACAUUCGAACAAGAUCCCAACAGCGAGAACUACCUCCAGCCGGUGAACAUGUACGUGGUGGUCUUCCGCGAGGGGGUCCUCUCCUUCCACUUUUCGCAAACGCCGCACCCGGCGAAUGUGCGGCGGCGCAUCCGGCAACUGAUGGACUACCUGAUCCUGAGUUCGGAUUGGAUCUCCUAUGCGCUGAUUGAUGACAUCACCGACGUGUUCGGUCCCUUGAUUCAAGCCAUCGAGGAUGAGGUCGACGAGAUCGACGAAAAGAUCAUGCAGAUGCACUCGGAUGAGCGGGGGAUUGUGCCCAAUACCAAGGAUGACGAGAAGGAUAGUGUCGCAACCUCGUUGUCGCCGGGCGAAAUGCUUCGACGGGUGGGAGUGUGCCGCAAGAAGGUCAUGGGCAUGUAUCGACUGCUAAGCAACAAGGCGGAUGUCGUCAAAGGGUUUGCCAAGCGGUGCAACGAACAAUGGGAGGUCGCGCCGAAGUCGGAGAUCGGGCUGUAUCUGGGCGAUAUCCAGGAUCAUAUUAUGACAAUGACCAGCAGUCUGACCUACUACGAGACGCUUCUAUCCCGGGCGCACUCAAACUACCUGGCGCAGAUCAACAUUCUGAUGAAUGAGCGGCAAGAACAGACAGCUGACGUGCUGGGGAAGCUGACGGUGCUGGGAACGAUUGUCUUGCCGUUGAACAUCAUCUGUGGUAUGUGGGGGAUGAACGUCAAGGUACCGGGGCAGGAUGUGGAUAGCCUGACCUGGUUUUGGUCUAUUACUGGAGGAUUAAUCCUGUUUGCUUUUGCGUCGUUCUACAUUGCCAAGCGCGUGUAUGGGAUUGUAUAGAGGAGUGGGAGUUGUGCUUUGGCGUGCUGCUUUUGGAAAGCUUCUUUGGAGUAAGAUCGGAGGGGGUUUUACCGUGUGACAGGCGGAGGUCGUGUGAUACGCUUGCUGUCAUUCUUAUUGUUAGGAUCAUUUCUGCUCCGGAAGUUCCUAUUGUUACCGAUUUAUCCAUUCAUUGCUCCUUGCUUCCUGUAAUUGUCCAGUCUUCCCGGGUCUUGCGAUUGAUUGAUGGAUGGAUGGAUGGGGAUUGUAUGUACUGUACGUACUGUUAAG